Messenger RNA from Jatropha curcas, 811 nucleotides. RefSeq lists its product as uncharacterized. The record is from RefSeq and is a predicted model, not a curated record. Lineage: Eukaryota; Viridiplantae; Streptophyta; Magnoliopsida; Malpighiales; Euphorbiaceae.
GCAGAGCCACAGGCCACCGUACAAUUUGGCCAAUUGGGUCAUUUCCUAGCGCAACAUGGACUUACUAAUCCUAAUCAAAAUACCAAUUUAAAACGAAACCCUUGAAAUUAAAGCAUCUCCCGUCAAUGGGCCAAGAACAAAAGCAAGCUCCUUCUCCUCCUCCGUCUCAACCGCCGAUCGCUUCCGCCGCUGAAGCUGCAGCUACGCAAUCCGAUUCUCAUCCUCCACCAUCACCUCCUCCUUUCGAUCCUAGUCGAAUGAUUGGUAUCAUCAAGAGGAAGGCUUUGAUAAAAAAGUUGGCAGCAGUUUACCAUGCUGAGUGCCUUGCAUACUGUCAGGAACUUUUGGAACUUCAAAAGAACUGGGAAGAGCCAUUUGUGGAUUUAAAAACUCCUGAUGAUUCAAGGAAAGAGCCAAUGAGGCCUCCCAAACGUCUGAAAAAAACCCGCUAAGCAUAUUGCAAGUGUGUCAUGUUGGAAGUGAUAUGCUUUUAAUUUCCAUGUUUACAGAUAUGGCGAUGGUUCGGUCUGUUCAUCAAUGUAAGAACCACCACUCUCUAACCAAUUUGACUCUAAAUAGAAAGGUUUCAGGGCCAUAAGGAUUCAAUAUUGCAAUUGGUGCCUUAAUGUGCAUGUCAUUGUGGCUGUCUUAGUAUGCUUGUAGACUUCGUUUCAGUUUGUACCGGUAGUGAGACGUGUAUCUCCAAUGAGUUUUUUUUCUUCUUCCUUUUUUUUGGGGGAUAGAUUCAGUGAUUGUAUUGUACUAUAGACAAGUAACCUUACCGAUAAAAUCAGAUGUUUUUCAAACACCA